This is a messenger RNA of Engraulis encrasicolus (European anchovy), 1184 nucleotides long. Its product is annotated as glutamic acid-rich protein-like. The record is from RefSeq and is a predicted model, not a curated record. Bases 39 to 1109 code for a protein of 356 amino acids. Lineage: Eukaryota; Metazoa; Chordata; Actinopteri; Clupeiformes; Engraulidae. The transcript is spliced from 3 exons.
UCUAACUUGAGACACCAAAGAGGAAAGCUGUUUUUACAAUGAGACUAAAGGAUUUUUUCUGCUGCUGCCUACCUGCUCCUGGGGACAACUCCAAUUAUGACGAAAAAGGCUCACCAGGGAGCACUAAGGAAGAUAACAGCAACCAGAAGAAAUCUGGUAAAGGACUCUGGAAGAGGAUGACAACCCCAAGCAAGAAAAAACUCAGAAAAGAGGCCAAGAAGCUGAGACAUGAAAUGGCUGAUAGGAAGAGGAAGGAGGUCCAUGUCAUGGACAUCAUCUUGGAGGCCGAAGAUGAACCCAUGAUGAUCACACAUCCACUUGUGUUGAGGAAGGAGACACCAGAGGAGAAUGUGGAGGACGAGAGAGUUGAGAAUGUAGUCUUCCACAAGACCUUGGUCCAUGCUACCCAGCACAGCCAGGAUGUUGCUGGCCCAGUAGUGGGCAUACCUCAGGGAGAGACCGCCCAGGCCAAAGCUGAGUUUCCACUUAGUAUCGACGUACUGGAGAUGGUGUACGCCAACUUGUCCUCGGGCAUCGACAUGGGUCUGCUGUGUCACCUGGUGCAACUUUCGAAGGACUUGCGCAAAGGAGACAGCUGUGGAGGUGAUCAGCCUUUCCAGAAUGGUGAGCCUCCUGCGCUGGUCCCCACUAAUGGAGAGUUGAGUCAUCUGACCAUGCAUGAGGAGAAGGAGGAGGAGGAAGUUCUGGAGGAGGAGGAGGAGAAAGUUCUGGAGGAGGAGAAGGAGGAGGACAAGGAGGAGGAAGUUCUGGAGGAGGACAAGGAGGAGGAAGUUCUGGAGGAGGUGGAAGAUGAGGAGGAAGAGGAGGAGGAGGAGGAGAAGGAAGUUCUGGAGGAAAAGGAGGAGGAGGAGGAGGAAGUUCUGGAGGAAAAGGAGGAGGAGGAGGAGAAAAAGAAGGAGGGUGCCCUCCUGGUGGAGGAGGAGGUGAUGCAGCUGACCUGGUUCCAUCAAGGAGGACUGUCUGUUUUCAACACAGCAGCAGAGGCCUCUGCAGCAGCAGCAACACAAAUGAAAUAUGUGUUUGCACAAUUGAGCAAUAUUUUCGAGAUAAUGAUGCAUAAAAUAUAUUAUUUCAUCAAUAGGUAUUAAUACCAUUUUAAAAUUAGCCAUUUAGUAACAUUGAUAUUAAAUAUUUUAAUCAAAAUAAAUUUUAAUCAUAAACUA